Daucus carota subsp. sativus is the source of this 1875-nucleotide messenger RNA. RefSeq names its product allantoate deiminase 1. The transcript has 12 exons. The record is from RefSeq and is a predicted model, not a curated record. Gene Ontology annotation, molecular function: hydrolase activity, acting on carbon-nitrogen (but not peptide) bonds, in linear amidines. NCBI's taxonomy places the organism in Eukaryota, Viridiplantae, Streptophyta, Magnoliopsida, Apiales, Apiaceae. Bases 162 to 1643 code for a protein of 493 amino acids.
GUACUCAGCAUGUUUGUAUGGUCUGAUUUCACUCCAGGCACGCACUCACCACAGAUAUAUAUACCCACUUGCGUGCCCUCCUUUUCCUUUGCUUCUCUCUUGAAUCUUCUCCAUCUCUCCUCUCCAGAAAGAAGCCAAGCCACCCUUCAUUCAUCUAACCCAUGGCUUCUUUCCAUCCUCCAUGUUUUCACACCACAAUUAUCAUCUCUUGUGUUGUGUUUAUCUUGUUUUUCUCUCCAGCUCUGUCUCUUCAAGAACCAGUGUUGCUCCUCUCCAAUGAAACUCACUUGGAUGCUGAUGAUUCUGAAGUUCGGAAGACUGAGUUGUUCCCGGAAAUUUUGAGAGAUGAGGCAGUUGGGAGACUUAAUGAGCUUGGACAGGUAAGUGAUGCAAAUGGUUAUCUUGAGAGAACUUUCUUGAGCCAUGCUUCUGUUAGGGCUGCAAAACUUAUAUCCAAGUGGAUGGAGGAUGCUGGUUUGACUACGUGGGUGGACUCUAUGGGAAAUGUACAUGGUCGAGUAGGAGGGGCGAACCCAAGUAGCAAGGCGCUUCUGAUCGGUUCCCAUUUGGAUACUGUAAUUGAUGCUGGAAAGUUUGAUGGUUCACUUGGCAUAGUCUCUGCUUUGUCCGCAUUGAAAGUUUUGCACGUUAAUGGUAGACUAAGAAAGCUGAGACAGCCAGUUGAGGUGAUUGCAUUCAGCGAUGAGGAAGGUGUUCGAUUCCAGUCUACAUUUCUAGGAAGUGGAGCUAUUGCUGGUAUACUACCAGUUUCAUCAUUGCACAUACGUGAUAAGAGUGACGUGACAGUUCAAGGGGCUCUAGAAGACAAAUCUAUUGAAAUCAAUGAAGAUGCUCUUUCACAUCUUAAGUAUGAUCCUGAAUCUGUUUCUGCUUAUAUCGAGGUCCACAUUGAACAAGGACCUGUUCUAGAGUCAGUUGGUCUUCCUCUCGGUGUGGUAAAAGGAAUUGCUGGACAGACAAGACUAAAGGUGACUGUGAAAGGUUCCCAAGGACAUGCUGGUACAGUACCCAUGUCAAUGCGCCAGGAUCCUAUGCCUGCUGCAGCAGAAUUGAUUGUGUUGUUGGAAAGUCUUUGUAGAUAUCCAGAGAACUUUAUAUCUCAAAAUGGUCAGUGUGAUGCUUCGGUUGUGGACUCUCUUAAAGGUUCUCUUGUUUGUACUGUUGGAGAGAUAUCAAGCUGGCCGAGUGCAAGUAAUGUCAUUCCGGGACAGGUGACAUUUACAGUAGAUAUACGUGCAAUGGAUGACAUGGGUAGAGCGGCUAUUAUUUAUGAACUGUCAAAUAGGAUGUAUCAAGUUUGUGAUCGUCGUUCAGUUUCUUGUCUUAUUGAACCAAAGCAUGAUGCCAAUGCAGUGAUUUGUGAUACUGGAUUGAGUACCCAGUUGAAAUCCGCAGCUUAUGCUGCUGUAAAGAAAAUGGCCGGUGAAGAUAUAAGUGAUGUACCUGUGUUGAUGAGUGGAGCUGGACACGACGCAAUGGCAAUGUCUCAUCUGACAAAGGUUGGCAUGUUGUUCGUUCGUUGUCGUGGAGGAAUAAGUCACUCCCCCGAAGAGCAUGUACUAGAUGAUGAUGUCUGGGCAGCUGGGCUGGCAAUCUUGUCAUUUCUGGAAACUCAAAUGUAAUGGAUACAUUUGUCAACAUGUAAAUCCUGUAAUGCAUAAUCAUGCAUUAGUGCAUCUUUGUUCUUCAUCUCAGAUUCGAUUAGACAUGAGGAUGCUGAUCACAUUGCCAAUGUUAGCUUGCAAAAUGCAAAAUGGGGGCAAAAUGUAUAUAUUUCCAAUAAACAAUAUUUCUCCCAGUUUUGUACAAUUGUAAAAUAAUAUUAUGUAAUAUAAAAAUUAGGUAGAAUUUGUU